Huiozyma naganishii CBS 8797 is the source of this 1125-nucleotide messenger RNA. RefSeq lists its product as uncharacterized. Gene Ontology annotation, cellular component: mitochondrion; cytoplasm. The record is from RefSeq and is a predicted model, not a curated record. Gene Ontology annotation, molecular function: NADP binding; 2-dehydropantoate 2-reductase activity. The transcript has a single exon. Gene Ontology annotation, biological process: pantothenate biosynthetic process. Bases 1 to 1125 code for a protein of 374 amino acids. Lineage: Eukaryota; Fungi; Ascomycota; Saccharomycetes; Saccharomycetales; Saccharomycetaceae.
AUGACUAUAGCAACAAAGUCUGCCGUCCAUGUUGUUGGGAUGGGUUCCAUGGGGACCCUUCUAGCUGUCAAUUUGCUUCAUACCACAAACACUGAAGUCAUUCCGUUGUUCCGAAACAAAGAUAGAAUGGACCAGUUCCAGAAAGAAUCGAAUUCAACCAUUGGAAUCAGAAGAUUGUAUCUGGAAGACCAGCCUUUGUUGACGAAAACUCUAACGAAGAGCUACUGUCCUGAAACUUUUACGGGGACAAAGAUAGAAAACUUGAUCGUUACAACAAAAACGUACCAGACGAAAGCCGCAUUGCAACCGUACUUAUCUUUUAUUGAUUCCAACACGAACUUGAUUUUGAUUCAAAAUGGGUUAGGUGUCUUAGAAGUGUUAAGGGACGAUGUUUUUGCUAACAGCACUGAGAAACCAAAUCUAUUCCAAGGUGUGAUCGGCCACGGCGUAUUUCAAGACACUGGUUAUGUGUUUAACCAUGCCGGAUUUGCUAACUUGAAAAUUGCCCGAUUGCCUUGGAAUCAAAAUGAUUUUGCCCAAAGAGAAAGCGAUGUGGAAAGAGAUGCUCUCGACAACUCUUUGGUCAAGAUACUUAUGCAACCAGGUUUUGUCCGGGAACUUGGUUGCGAGCAGCAGACAUACCAAUCGCUUCUGCUUGGCCAACUCUUUAAGUUUUUAAUCAAUUCCUGUAUCAACCCAGUCACUGCCAUUCUGGAUUGCGAUAACGGUGAAAUAAAGGAUAGUUGCCGUGAUGUGUUUUGUUCCAUUGUUGAAGAGUCCCUGUCUGUACUGCGCGUUGCCUUCAAACCUUUGUUUGAUUACGAAAAAAACUACAACGGUAAAGCAGACUACCCGAUCCUGGAUGUCAAUAACGUUUUAAACGUCGAACAUAUGAUCGAAGAAAUCAAUAGAAUCGGAUGCAUAGUGAAUGCGAAAAACAGCAGCUCUAUGAGACAGGAUACGAGAUAUUUAAGAGACACAGAGAUUGCCUAUAUUAAUGGCUACAUCGUCUCGUUGGCUGAGAAAUUACAGUUGGGCCCGCAAGCAACCAAAACCAACAAAAUAAUUUCAGAACUGGCUCAAUUGAGAUUAAGCUUGAACCGCACAAGAGCCUCAAAUAAAUGA